AUGAGAAGGAUUCAGACUUCUGGCAAGCUCGUCGAGAAUGACGAGCGAGCUCACGGUGGCGGCGCCUUCUCCGGAAAGGACCCGACCAAGGUGGACCGAUCUGCGGUCUACGCCGCCGGAUGGGUCGCCAAGUCCUUGGUCAAGGCCGGGAUCUGUAGUCCGACAAGAAUGUUUUUCAGCUGAAUAGUAUUCAUAAUUUAUCCAAUAUCUUCAUUUCGAAGUUUUGUGUUUGCGAAACGUUUUCGACAAAAAAAAAAUACGAUUCAAAAGAAUUUGCGCUUUUCUAUAACAGUGGUUCAUCGGGAGAAGUGAAACGCUUUGGCUAUUGCCUAGAGAUUAUCGGAAAAAUUAGGUUGACUUUAUCAAAAAAGCAAGAAAAAAAAAUCAACUCUCUCCUCAGAAGAACUGGCAUUGAAAGUCAGUGCAAAAAGUGAUAUCAACGCUUUUUUGAGCUCAAAGAUACAGUUUUAUCUUCUUGCCAAGAAAAAAACCGUGGAUUUUGAAAUCCAUGAGCUCUUGUUCUCCUACCUCUGAAAACAUUUUUUCCCAGUUUUGUGAACCCAGCUCUGCGGACGCAUCUAAAGCGAGAGGUGGGCCGAAAAUAGACCAAAGAAAUGUCCAGCUACUUCAAAGGCGAUCUCGCCGCCAGUCAGACGUUUCUCAGCUCGUUCAAGGUUUUUCCCUUGAAGCAUCUGCAUUUUGAGUAAACGAUUUCUAGGUGCGCAAGGAGCUGAGGAUCACGGACAAUCUCAUCAGAAUCUUCAUCGGCUUUGAAAAACUGGACGACUUGGUCGCCGAUCUCAACCAAGCGCUCAAGCUCGCCAUCUCCCAACGUUUUUGUCUGAGAACCGAAAGAAACUAAAUUCAUCGAUGUCUUUUUUCUGUACACUGUUAGAGGUGCAGUGUCACCAUUUUUCUAUUCUAUUUCUUUUGUCUAUUCGAUUUACGUGAUUUUGGAUAAAAGCCGCUUUCGCUUGGCACUUUUGAACUGCUAAUCUCUUUCUUUAGAAUCAUAAUAAAGAAAAUAAAUAUGAAUUUAUGGAAAAUUUUGAAUUAGAGUUGGAAAACAUCAAGAAAAAAUUAAAGUUUGAAAACUUUUAAACAUAAUCUCAAAGGGUGCUUCUUACAGGAUAUCGGACAUUUGACAUGGUUUCUAUAACAGGCAAUUUACAAUUCACUCCUCCUCCUCUUGAAGUUUCUUCAGCUCUUCAAUCACAUGUUUCUGGAUGCUGGCGAGCUGCUUCAUUGCCUCCGGCGACAAGUUUCCAUCCUCGUCCGCCGUUUUGUGAACGUCUUGAAGUCGGUGCCAAGCCCGCACCAGGAUCCGUUUUCGAGCCGCGGCCUUGUCGAAAUAACUGUAACUCGCAAGAUAAGGUACGUGAAAGAAAGGUUUACGAAGCUUCAUUAAUAUUGAGGGAUCAAUACAUUUGAUCUAUCAAGUUCUUCAAAGAUUGGUUUGCGAACUCUAGUGCAUUACACGUAUUGCGGAUGAGUGCCAAUUUUAAAUGGAGCUUUUUGAAUUGAGGCCUACACUCAGAAGUUCAACCGGGCAUUCAAAUUUUCUUUGAAAAUUUAAAGGAUACAAAAAGAGUUGAGCAUUUUAAUUUUUUAACAGAGAAUUGUUCUAAACACGACUUGAGAAAAUUGUGAUGCUAAAAUUCUUCAAUUACGGAUCCUUUUUUUUUUAAACGGGUGGACUCUUGCUAACUUUACAAUCUUUCCAAAAAGUUUUAGAAAAAAUUCGCUUAUCUUUAUGCUAGCUGUAAAUUACAGUAGUGCGUCAAAAAAUCGCGCCUGUCAUACCAAGAAGACACUUUUCCGCCUAGGCGAGAACGAGGUGUGAGUUGUAAAUUUUGUCUUUUCAUGAUCAGCGCAGUGACCUCGGAACCAUAUGACACAAAAAUAACAACUUUCUCAUUUUUUUCAUUCUGAUUUUUGGAAUUUUCAACUAAAAAAAUAAAAACUAAACUGAGCCCCUCUUUUUUUGUUUGAAAAAAUAUAUUUUUUUCUAGAAUUUUUCUUUCAAGUGCUAAAAAAAUGUAUUCAACUUUACUAAAAAAACUAUAUACCAAGAUUUUUUUCCGCUUGAAUUUGGGUAGCGAGUGACUUGGCGUGAUCAACCACGGAAUCGGGAAAAGUAGACAUUUCAACGAUUUCAAAUCCUGAAAAAUUUUUACUUGGAAAAAAAUUAUAAUUUUUCAAAAAUCAAACGAGGUCCGCUUCAAAAAUAAUAAUAUAUAUUUAAUUUUUUUAAUUGCACUGAGAUCUCUAUAUCUAAUUUUUACUUUUAUUGAGAUUUCGAUGAAGCUGUCAAAAGAGUGAAUAAAAAAACGCCUCAAACCAGCUAAUCCCAAAUUUUUGAAAUGAAAGUUAUUCAAUGUUUUUCUUUUUUUGACAAUAACCAUUAAAAAAAAUAUAAUUUUUCUCAGUUUUUUUCAUAAUUUCGCUCACUUCCUUUAUUUCAAACCCCAAGGAAAAUCGUGGUUUCAGCAGUUUUUAUCUCAAUUAUCAAUUAUUCUUUUCUUUUUGAAACAUGAUUCCUUUAAAAUUGUCCACAGAUUAUGUUCUUCUGAGUAGAACUUUGUAAGAUCGAUAAAAAAAAAAUAGAGCAACUAAGACUCCGCCCACAACCAUAAAAGAUUUUUGUAAGGGGGCGGACUCGGACUCGGACUCGACGAGCUCAUUCACUUAACCGUCUUGCUGUUCUCUAGUCGGUCUUCUACGCCAUGCCUCUGACUACUCCUUCUCUACCAGCUCCCACUGAAUGGGAAACCUACGAGCAAAUUCUCUUCAAGGAAGCUGUUGAAUCCAUCUACCGCGAUCCCUAUACUUUGACCAGAUUGCGAGCAACCAGUAUGUUGAUUUACUUUCUUCCAAACUCAUUUUUUAGAAAAAAUUAAGUGAUUUCAACCUUUUUAUGGUUUUUAGUUGUUAAAAGAACUUUUUUUUACAUGCUCAAGGGAAUAUAUUUUUUUCUCUCAAAUUUCUUUUUCUGAUUUUCGUAUUUCAAAAAUUCUUCAUUACAGUGACGAAGGCGCAGCGCCAGAUGUUUGACAACUUGGUGUUUUCGUUUGAAGAGCAAUCUUUCUCAAAUGGUAAGUCUAUUUUUAUUCUAAAGUUCGCCUUUUUGUUCUGUAAACAAAUCGUUAUACUUUCAGAUUCAUCGGACCACAUCUUCCAUCCGAUUCCUCCCAGGAGAUCAUCAUCUUAUUCUUCGCCGGAUCGGAACAAUAAUCGCAGGCCGAACACUCGUGAUCGUCAUAACAGCGAAACGACUGUGAGUUUAAAGUUUACACGCCUCGAAAUGUUUUACAAAACGACGAAAUUUCAGCUCUCAAUGGUUGUUCUUUUAUUGUUAGUAUCAUAAUUUCAGUGUGGCUACUGCAAACAACUCGGCAGGUCGGAUUGGAACACCCAUAACCGCUUCGACUGCAGACAGCUGCAGAGUCUGCCUCCUUGCCGGAUUUGCGGAGCCAAAGACCAGGACAACCACACGGAGACGUGAGUUUUAUAGUCUUUUUUUCAUUAACAUUAUAUUGAUUUUUUUACGGUUAGGAGACUCAACUUUGUCUUAGGAAGAAAAAAAAACACCUAGAAAUUACUUACCUAAACUAACGUAGACAAGUUUUAAGACCAGUGAAGAAAGGAAAGGACAAGAGCCCUCUGAAGGUUUAAUCGAAAUACUUUGUUACAGUUACUGCCCGGAACAGAUCCCGACCGAGCUGGUCUUGAGAGAGGAAUUCGCCAAACUCGGCUUGGACAAGCAGCGGAAGCGCGAAAUUCGCGAGCAAAUCUCGGAGAUCAACCAGCAAAUGUACGAAAAACUUGCCCAACGCUGGAAGCUACGCCUAUAA
Caenorhabditis auriculariae is the source of this 3854-nucleotide messenger RNA. The record is from the annotation of a GenBank genome assembly. NCBI's taxonomy places the organism in Eukaryota, Metazoa, Nematoda, Chromadorea, Rhabditida, Rhabditidae.